AUGUCUUCAAGCGCUACGCCUAUGAACAAUAGGUCGAACAACAACACGGACCUGGCGAUUGCCGGAACUUCCACGAAUUUGGACUCGCAAUCUGCCACGCCGUCCAACAAAAUGAGCGAUGAUGCUUUCGACAUCAAGGGUUCUCCAGCUGCAGAGGCUCAUGAGAUUCCUCAAAAGCCGCUCUCAGAAUACAUUCUCGUCAUGUGUCUUUGUCUUAUGGUUGCUUUUGGUGGAUUCGUCUUUGGCUGGGACACGGGUACCAUCUCGGGUUUCGUUAACAUGACUGACUUCAAGCGCCGUUUUGGUGAUUAUAAUACUACCACCGAGGAAUACUAUUUGAGCAAUGUCAGAACAGGUCUAAUUGUUGCCAUUUUUAACAUUGGAUGUGCCGUUGGCGGUCUAACUUUGGGCCGUCUUGGUGAUAUGCAAGGUCGCCGUUUGGGCCUAAUGGCCGUCAUUUUGGUUUAUGUCGUUGGUAUCGUUAUCCAAAUUUCUGCUAGCGGCAAGUGGUACCAAUACUUCAUUGGAAGAAUUGUAUCUGGUCUAGGUGUUGGUGGUAUUGCCGUUUUAUCGCCCACUCUCAUUUCAGAGACAGCACCAAAGCAUUUGAGAGGAACAUGCGUAUCUUUCUACCAGCUUAUGAUCACUUUAGGUAUCUUUUUGGGUUACUGCACAAACUACGGAACUAAAACCUACACAAACUCUGUUCAAUGGAGAUUGCCUUUAGGCUUGUGUUUCUUGUGGGCAAUUUUCAUGAUCGGCGGAAUGGUUUUCGUGCCUGAGUCGCCUCGUUACUUGAUUGAAAAGGGUAGAUUUGAAGAAGCCAAGCGUUCCAUUGCCAAGUCCAACAAGCUAGAUACUGAAGACAGCGGUGUUUUGGCUGAGGUUGAUCUAAUUAAUGCUGGUGUCGAGGCUGAGAAAUUGGCUGGCAACGCCAGAUGGGGCGAGCUCUUCUCGCCAAGGGGCAAGAUCUUGCAAAGAGUCAUUAUGGGCUGUGUUAUUCAGUCUCUCCAGCAACUAACGGGUAACAACUACUUUUUCUACUACGGAACCACCAUCUUUCAAGCAGUGGGUCUAGAUGAUUCUUUCCAAACUUCUAUUAUUCUCGGUGUUGUCAACUUCAUGUCAACAUUUGUUGGCCUUUACACUGUUGAGAAAUUCGGUCGUCGUAAGUGUCUAUUGUGGGGUUCAGCUGCUAUGUCUGUUUGCUUUGUGGUCUUUGCCUCUGUAGGUGUUACCAAGCUGUAUCCAAAUGGUAAAGAUAUGCCAACUUCCAAGUCUGCAGGUAACGCCAUGAUCUUCUUCACUUGCCUUUUCAUCUUCUUCUUUGCUACCACCUGGGCUCCUAUCGCUUAUGUCAUUGUGUCUGAAACUUACCCACUGCGUGUGAAGAACCGUGCUAUGGCGAUGUCUGUCGGUUCUAACUGGAUUUGGGGUUUCUUGAUUGGAUUCUUUACACCAUUCAUUACAUCCGCGAUUGGCUUCUACUACGGUUAUGUUUUCAUGGGCUGCCUUGUUUUUUCUUUCUUCUACGUCUUCUUCUUUGUUUGUGAAACCAAGGGUUUGACUUUGGAAGAGGUUAAUGAGAUGUACGAGGAAGGUGUGCUUCCAUGGAAAUCCGAGAGCUGGGUGCCAGCCCUGAGAAGAGACGAAUCCUACGAUGUUAACGAGACCCACGAGGACGGAAAGCCAUUUUACAAGAGGUUUGUGUAA
Molecule: messenger RNA, 1713 nt
Organism: Lachancea thermotolerans CBS 6340
Lineage: Eukaryota; Fungi; Ascomycota; Saccharomycetes; Saccharomycetales; Saccharomycetaceae
Product: sugar porter family MFS transporter
Exons: 1
Coding region: 1-1713 (570 amino acids)
Biological process (GO): transmembrane transport; carbohydrate transport
Cellular component (GO): plasma membrane
Molecular function (GO): carbohydrate:proton symporter activity
Source: RefSeq, a predicted model, not a curated record